Molecule: messenger RNA, 1263 nt
Organism: Lotus japonicus
Lineage: Eukaryota; Viridiplantae; Streptophyta; Magnoliopsida; Fabales; Fabaceae
Product: auxin-induced protein AUX28-like
Exons: 5
Coding region: 145-936 (263 amino acids)
Biological process (GO): regulation of DNA-templated transcription
Cellular component (GO): nucleus
Molecular function (GO): protein binding
Source: RefSeq, a predicted model, not a curated record
GGCUUCCUUCCUUCCUUCCCCCACUUCAACGUGCCUUGCCCCUAUACCUUCCCCCACUCACAGUACUAUUAUUGCAACCAAAUCCCAAAAUUCUUAGAGAGAGAAAGAGAAGUUUAGAGAGAAAAAGAGUGAAAAAUUCAUCAUAUGGAGAAGAUGAUGGUGUUUGAGGAAACUGAGCUGAGGCUUGGCCUUGGGUUGCCUGGAAAUGGAGGCACAGCAGCAGGCACUGGUACUGAAGGUGCUGCUGCAGAAGGAGCUGUGAUGAGAAAGAGAGGAUUCUCUGAAACUGAGUCGACUGAGACUGAAGAAACAGCAACCACUACUGUGGAUCUGAUGCUUAACCUUUCCCCUAAAGAAGCUUCUUCUGCUUCGGCUGCUGCUGGUGGGGCAGAUCCACGUGAUAAGCUUAAGACUUCUUCGCCUAAGGAGAACACCCUGCUGGUCUCUGAUUCUGCCAAGCCUCCUCCUGCUAAGGCGCAAGUGGUGGGUUGGCCACCAGUUCGGUCGUUCCGGAAGAACAUGUUUGCGGCCCAAAAGAGCAGCGGAGAUCAAGAGAGCGAGAAGAACAGCAGCCCUAAUGCAAGCUUUGUGAAAGUGAGCAUGGAUGGAGCACCUUACCUCCGCAAAGUGGACUUGAGCAUGUACAAGACUUACAAAGAUCUCUCUGAUGCCUUAGGCAAAAUGUUUAGCUCCUUCACCAUUGGAAAUUGCGAGUCCCAAGGCAUUAAGGAUUUCAUGAAUGAGAGUAAGUUGAUGGAUCUUUUGAACUCCGACUAUGUCCCAACCUAUGAAGACAAGGAUGGUGACUGGAUGCUUGUCGGUGAUGUACCAUGGGAGAUGUUUGUUGAAUCAUGCAAGCGUUUACGUAUCAUGAAAGGAAAGGAAGCUAUUGGACUCGCACCAAGAGCCAUGGAGAAAUGCAAGAACAGGAGCUAGACUAGUCGUUACAAUUGCAACUGCUCAAUAUUCCAUGUGGUCCAAGUUGACUUAGUAACUGAAUCAAGCAAGGUGAAGAAGCUGCAGCAGACACGGAUGGACAAAGAAAGCAGGGUGUUAAAAAUAUAGUUAAUUAUAUUUGUGUAUCAUUAAUAUGGUUUGUUAUAUAAUAUUCCAAACAAAACUGUGAGAUUAAUUCUAAGUAUAUAUUGUGAACAGAAACGAUAAUGACUCGAUCUGAAUUAUGUCGCAAGACUUUAUUUCUUUACUUGUUGUGUGCUUGCAUAAUAGUAAGCUGAUCAAUAAUGUGCUUGUCUGUUGUACCUA